AUGACUCCGAAAACUGUCACAACACUUGGGAUUUUGAAUGCACAUCAUUACUCGUAUAUUUUGACAGUGCCUUCUAAUAAAUUGACAGUAGAGCUUAGUGACAAUGACGACCACAUUAUUGAUGAUCCCGGUGACAAUGACGACCACAUUAUUGAAUACCCUGGUGACAUUGAUGACCACAAUAUAGAUGAUCCUGAUGACAAUGACGACCACAAUAUUGAUGAUCCUAAUGACAAUGACGACCACAAUAUUGAUGAUCCCGGUGACAAUGACGACCACAAUAUUGCCGAUCCUAGUGACAAUGACGACCACAAUAUUGAUGAUCCUGGUGACAAUGACGACCACAAUAUUGAUGAUUCUGGUGACAAUGACGACCACAAUAUUGAUGAUUCUGAUGACAAUGACGACCACAAUAUUGACGAUCCUGGUGACAAUGACGACCACAAUAUUCAUGAUUCUGAUGACAAUGACGACCACAAUAUUGAUGAUCCUGAUGACAAUGACGACCACAAUAUUGAUGAUUCUGAUGACAAUGACGACCACAAUAUUGAUGAUCCUGGUAACAAUGAUGACCACAAUAUUGAUAAUCCCGAUGACAAUGACGACCACAAUAUUGAUGAUCCCGGUGACAAUGACAACCACAUUAUUGAUGAUCCCGGUGACAAUGACGACCUCAUUAUUGAAUACCCUGGUGACAAUGACGACCACAAUAUUAAUGAUCCUGGUGACAAUGACGACCACAUUAUUGAUGAUCCCGGUGACAAUGACGACCACAAUAUUGAUGAUUCUGGUGACAAUGACGACACAAUAUUGAUGAUCCUGGAUGUUAGAAAUCAGAUUCUGAGUGCCAGUCUAUGGAUUUACCAGGAAUGGACUGAUCGUCGACUGCAGUGGGACCCGUUAGAAUUUGGCAAUCAAUCUUCCCUUGUUGUAAACUUAAGGAGAAUCUGGUAUCCGGAUACAGCUCUAUACAAAAGUGCAGACUUACAGCGCCAGCAAUACCCAAAAGUAUCAGAUCCAACAAUAACAUGUCGGAUAUUUAGUACUGGAAACAUAUUAGCUGUAACGCCGGGAAUCUACAAGCUACCCUGCCCAAUGAACAUGGAGCAUUUUCCAUUUGACAGACAAUUCUGCAGUAUCAAGUUCGGCACGUGGGCCUAUGUAGAAUCCGAAGUGGAUCUUGUGCUCAUGUUUGAGGAAAUAAUGAUUGAAAAUUACAUUUCUAAUCGGGAAUGGACAAUAAUAAACUCAACAGCCGGGAAAGUUAGGGAAACUUACCAGGAAAUUGACUCCGCCUUUCCAAUCGCUUACUUCAAUAUGACGUUAGCACGGAAACCAAUGUAUUACGUCAUAAAUCUGGUUGUCCCAUGUAUGAUGCUGUCGGUGCUGACUAUUGUUGUGUUUUAUCUCCCGCCAGACUGCGGCGAGAAAGUCUCUUUAAGUAUAUCUAUUCUUCUCGCCUUCCACGUGUUCAAUUUACUGGUAACUGACAUCAUGCCUCCUACGUCAUCGCAGAUCCCUAUGAUCUCGCGUUAUUUGCUUUUCAAUAUGACGUUGGUGGCGCUAUCCGUUAUAUUCACCGCUUUUGUUUUGAAUAUCCAAAGAGGUCCUGUUUCUAAGCGCCCAGUUCCCAAGUGGGUGAGAACAGUGUUUGUCAAAAUAGCUCCCAAAUUUCUGUGCAUGCAUCCAAAACCGACAAAAAAGAGCGACACUCUGAUUUCUAAUUCUUCGAGAACCGAUUCAGAUGUCGAGAAACUUGCAAGUCUUCUGCGCAGGCGCAGAAAAGAUCAUGAGCAUAGAACCGUAGAGAAAAGAAGAGAUGUUCGCUCACAUGGAGGAAAGGCUAUUUGGGUGCCGAGGACGAAUUUGAAUAAACAUGUAAGGCAAGAGAGCGUGCCAUUAAAACAUUAUACUGAGGAUGCAAAUAAUAUAAAUGCAUCAAACUACAGCCACAGGGAUAGUCCCAGAUUUGAGACUUCGGAUUUCUCUGAAAAUAAUACACCAAGACGAAGAAGUCAUCGUCCGAGAUCUCAGCAGCUCAGCUCUUUCGAACACCACGUCAGUGACAGCCUACAAGUUAUUCUUAACAAUAUGCAAGAAAAGCAAGUCGAAGAAUCGGUAGGUUUUCUGUUCGUUCAGUCAAAGUGA
Messenger RNA from Saccoglossus kowalevskii, 2148 nucleotides. RefSeq names its product ligand-gated ion channel 4-like. Lineage: Eukaryota; Metazoa; Hemichordata; Enteropneusta; Harrimaniidae. The record is from RefSeq and is a predicted model, not a curated record.